AUGGAAACUAUUAUUACUGUUACAUCUAUCUCUCCCACUGCUACUACUCUUACCACCACCACCGAUUCUAAGGUUCAACGAGUAACCAAGAAAUCUUCCGAUGAGCUACUAAGAAAAUUCGCUGAAGUAGGUACCAACGACAAGAAAGAGCUGCGUAUUAUCAAACGCAGGAAGAAGAUGAAGGAGAAUCAUUCCGAGGGCCAGAGCCCUUCAAAAGCCGGCACCUCCGUUGCCGAAAGGAGGUCACUGUUGCCGCCAACCGUGAGCCGGAGGUCGGUGUUGCUCCGGCAGCUUAGGGUUAGAGAUAACAGAAACAAGUCAUCAUCAAUCUUGGGAACUAUUCAGAAAACAUGGCGUAGAACUGUUGAAGGUGCUUCUAGGGUUUUCAUGGAAAAACACUAUCAUCGUCAUAAGCGUUUGAUCAAUGAUGUUGUUUGA
Vicia faba (fava bean) is the source of this 438-nucleotide messenger RNA. The record is from the annotation of a GenBank genome assembly. NCBI's taxonomy places the organism in Eukaryota, Viridiplantae, Streptophyta, Magnoliopsida, Fabales, Fabaceae.